AUGGGAAAGCACCAGUUUCAGUGCUCUGCCCAAGAGGAAUAUGCAGGCAGCUGGUUCUCGUUGUACAUGGGAGGCAGCCAGAAGCCGGUAGCUCAAAAGAAAGCUUUGCCAACAGAAUCUAGUGCCACCUUUGAGGUCCAUGAGGUGGGCUCAGAUGAGCAAUUCCACUGUAGCUAUGAAAUCUGGGAGGCUGGGAAGGCAAUCCGCUCUCCACUUAGCCAGCCUGCAAACUUCACAGAAGUGCAUUACCCAAAGCCCUCAAUUGCUGCGAGUCCCAGCACAGAAAUCUCAGUGGGACAGGACUGGACACUCCGUUGUUGGGCUCCCUUUUCAGGUGUCAGCUUCGUCUUCUACCAGGCCAGGGACUUCCGGUAUGAGGUCACUCCUCGAGGGGAUUCCAACAUGGCUGAAUUCUCCCUGGAGAAUGUCACAGGGGCUGAUGAAGGACGGUACACGUGCUACUACCACAGCCUCACCGAUCCUGUCAUCUGGUCCAAUGCCAGCAGCCCAGUGGUGCUGAAAAUCCUGGGUGUGUCUGAUGUUAGCAGAUAUCAAGAGGUGUUGGUUGACUCUGCAGGGAGGUAUCGAGUGAAUUGUUCCAUGCCCUCCAUAACUGGGGGCUGGUUCUAUCUGUAUAUUGAUGGGGAGUUCUUUGCUGAAACCAGAGCAUGGCAAAAUGGGACAAGCGCCAGCUUCGGCCUCACAGAAGAUGCCCUCAGCAGCCUCAAGGGCAAGCUGAGCUGCCAGUUUGGGGAAAACCAACUCAACGAUACCAUAAGGCAGACACAAGAGUCACUUCUGCCGAGCCCUGAUUUCACUGCAGCCAAUUCUGUACGUCUCGGCCUCGGGUUCACUAUCCUUGUGGCAGCCGUGGCUUUUGUGGCUGAUGCGCUUUGGACUGAGAGGUCUCGGGAGAACUGA
Messenger RNA from Protobothrops mucrosquamatus (brown spotted pit viper), 921 nucleotides. Its product is annotated as T-cell-interacting, activating receptor on myeloid cells protein 1-like. The transcript has 4 exons. The record is from RefSeq and is a predicted model, not a curated record. The coding region runs from base 1 to 921 and encodes 306 amino acids. Lineage: Eukaryota; Metazoa; Chordata; Lepidosauria; Squamata; Viperidae.